CUUCGUCUUCGUCUUCGUCUUCAUCGACUUCGUCGAGAAGAAGACGUGAAAUUGCAGAACCGCCUAAACCAAUAACAAGUAAAUACUUUACUCUAAUCGCGCUCAAGGUCACAGCCAAACCUUCUGUCAAUGACAGUCUUCUAUUCCUGAUCACCAACAGAUUUGGAACGGAAUUCGUCAGGGUUGGCAUAUUCAAACAAAUACUGCGUUGCGUGAUCAGAUUGGCGGGCAGGACGAAAAUACUUUCGCUUCCUGAUGUAAACAUCACCGAUAACAAACCCCACAUAGUCAAGGUGGAACGGAUGGGUAACACUGCCACAUUACAGGUCGAUUAUGCGGGUAAAGUGCAGGGUAGCACAGGUGGCAGCAAUCACCUGAUAGAUAAUGGCGGUGGAGCUUUGUUUUCUGGAGGACUGAGAAAGCUAACAGCUCUAAAGGUGCUGCAGGCGAUCGUGAAAAGCAAUGGUAAAGCAAUCGUGCAAACGGCAAACGGGAGCCUUAUCUCAACGUUUUCUUCGUUCGUGGGUUCUUUGUCCGGAGUGAGUUUGAUAACGAUCAACAACAAAGGCGAUGUUUCCGUUACGAAGCUCAAAAACGCAACUCUCAUUCGCCAGUAUCUGAAGCAUACCAUUCGAUCCGUUUAUAAUUCAAGUUCCCAGAAAAUUGUCAUUGGAAGCGCGGGAGUUAGUGUGACCGAGGUACGCCUUAGCAACAGCAGUCAUCAAAGCGUUCAGCAGGUCUUACAGCGAAGAAACCAGCAAAAUGCAAAGGGAGCAGCCGGCGCUGGGAACGCGGCUGCUAUCGGCACGAACGCCGUGGUCAGUGGCGGGAAAAUCAGUUCCGUAGGCAACUACGGUUCAAAAAUAGAGUUAAAACAAACGACCGCACGAGAGAAAAACCAAACUGAAGAAGGUGUGGAUGAAUCUUAUGCAGGUGAGAUGUAUUCUUUUCUACACUUUAGGGCACUUUAGGGCCUUCUAGUAAGUCAAAAUUUCAACUAACCAGUGAGGGGUGUUCGCUGAAUCUCGUUACAUUAAAAGUAAAAAAAAAAGAAAACUGAUCCUCGCGACAAGUAGAAGAGAUUGAAACAGAGUUAAACUUAUGAGCAGACACAUGAAGAUAUUUGCUCAGUCAUAUUCAACAAUUUUCAUAGUUUCGAAGAUCAUUUUGCCGUUGAGUACUUAUCAUAGAAAGUCUUAAUUUUUGGGGAGUGGGGAUUGCGCGGUGGUGAGAGCACUCACCUUCCACCAAUGUGGCCCGGUGUCAUAUGUAGGUUGAGUUUGUUGGUGGUUCUCGCCCUGCUCCGAAGGUAUUUCUCUGGGUUCUGCGGUUUUAAUUACUCCCUCUGCAAUAACCAACAUCUCCAAAUUCCAAUUCAACCAGGAUAGGAGACCAGCAUGAAAACCAGCCAAGGCUGAUGUGGCUUCCUCUACAAACAUUGUAAUUUAUUUUUAUUUGUCUUUUUAAUUCCAGGCUGUAUCCCACAAAAUCGACUCAAUGGCAUGGAUCUUGAUCAGGAAAAAAGCCCAGUAAAGGUCCAGCGUCAGAAUGUCGUGUUUGGAUGUCCGUGUGAAAAAGGAGACUGUGCUAACAAUGGAAGCUGUGUGGUCAAUGUCACUACACCACUUGUUAACGUAUGCAAGUGUGUUGGAACUUGGGGUGGACUUCGAUGCGAAAAGGAUGAAAAAAUUCCGAUCAAGGGAGCCGCCCCACGUGAGUAUUUCUAAUAUUCUAAACGAAGGCUAGAACGCAGGUAAAAACCAACGAACGAAUUGACGGAAGCAGGUAAACACGGAUGCACGGAGGCACGGACGAACUAGCGGAGGACAAUCGAAAGACUUGCAAAGGAACCAUUGAGUGAACGAGUGAAGGGACGGACGGGCGAACAAAACAAUGAACAAACGGACGGAAGGGCAGCCGGGCAAACAAACGAACAAACGAACAAACGGAGAAGAGAAAUAAAGAACGAACCUGCGAGCUAGCGAACUAACGAAGCAACAAAACAACUAACAAAAGAACAAACCAGUGAGCCAACGAAUACGCCACAUUCG
Messenger RNA from Orbicella faveolata, 2051 nucleotides. RefSeq names its product protocadherin-like protein. The record is from RefSeq and is a predicted model, not a curated record. Lineage: Eukaryota; Metazoa; Cnidaria; Anthozoa; Scleractinia; Merulinidae. Gene Ontology annotation, biological process: homophilic cell-cell adhesion. Gene Ontology annotation, cellular component: cell-cell junction; plasma membrane. Gene Ontology annotation, molecular function: calcium ion binding.